AUGAAAUAUAUUCCUUUAACUUAGCAUUUUCAAACAGUUGCAAUGCUUUAUGAAAAAUGUGCUGAUCUCUCUUCAUAAAUAGAUUCACUUCAAUCUCAAAUUUCAAACAAUGAAGGAUAAAAUCGAUAAAUGGAAAAUGAAGAAAUUGAUAGAUUACCUUAAAUUAACUAAGAUCCACUUUCUAAGGCACCAGAAAAGACAAAUACUCAAUCAUAAAUAGAAAAAAGAGUAUAACAAAUUGAUGAAAUUGAAGAAGAAAAAUAAAAUUAAGAAAAAACUGUUUUGAAAAUUGGAAAAUCCAUCGAAAAAUCAAAUAAAAUGAAAGUAUCCUUAACUUGUGAUCAUUGUGACAAAAUAUUCGAAACAGAAAAACAGUAUAAAAAACAUAGAUAUCGUAUCAAUUAUAAAGGACCUAAAGAUAAAUCAAAAAGUAAAUCAUAAAAAGAUCACAAAAAUAAAAAAGAGAAUAAAGAAAAAAAGGACAAAAGAGAAUCCUCAAGCAAAAAGUCAUUUGAAACAUUCCAAAUAUGCCUUUGA
Molecule: messenger RNA, 537 nt
Organism: Paramecium pentaurelia
Lineage: Eukaryota; Ciliophora; Oligohymenophorea; Peniculida; Parameciidae
Source: the annotation of a GenBank genome assembly